This is a messenger RNA of Panicum hallii, 2840 nucleotides long. Its product is annotated as pentatricopeptide repeat-containing protein At2g15980. Gene Ontology annotation, molecular function: protein binding. The transcript has 3 exons. The coding region runs from base 130 to 1518 and encodes 462 amino acids. NCBI's taxonomy places the organism in Eukaryota, Viridiplantae, Streptophyta, Magnoliopsida, Poales, Poaceae. The record is from RefSeq and is a predicted model, not a curated record.
GCUGGGUCUUCCUUCCUAUCCUCCACCUUCCGCGCGUCGGACGGCCCAUAUGAGGCCCAGCACGCAAUGUCGGCCCGUGCUUGACAUCCAGCACACUGCACACAGCAGAGGCAUCCGGUGCACUUCUCCAUGGACGCCGCCGGCACGCGCGGCCGAGACCCCACCGCCGACCCCUCCUCCCGGUACUUCGUCGACGCCGCCCACCCGUACGCCUCCGCUGCCGCCACCGCGCUCACCUCCCACCGCGCCAAGUCCAAGUGGUCCCACCUCUUCUCGAUCCCCGUCCCCUCCCCGCUCCCUGCCUCCGCCGCCGCCGCCGUGCUCCUCCUCCUCCGCCGCCGCCCGCACACCGCGCUCCGCUUCCACGCCUUCGCACUCCCCCGCCUCCUCCCCUCCCACUCCCCUCCCCCUCUCGUCCUCUCCGCCUCCGCCGCCCACGUCGCGGCCGCCUCCCGCCUCCGGGGCGCUGCCCUCGCCGUCCUCGCCUCCGCCUCCCGCCACUACUCGCCGGCCCAAAUCUUCAAUGCCCUGGCCGCCACCUACCGCCGCUUUGCCUCCGCUCCAUUUGUCUUCGACCUCCUCCUCCUAGCCUACCUCCGCUCCCGCCGCGACGCCCUCGCCGCGGCCUCCGUCGCCCGCCGCAUCCUCGCCGCCGGCGGCCGGCCGCUCCCCACCACCGCCGCUGCUCUUCUUCGCUCCCUUCCCUCCUCCGCCGCGGCGCUCGACAUGUACCAUCAAAUUUACACGCAUUCAACUCCACAGAGCAACCAUCUGCUCCUGCCGACAGUUCACACCUUCAAUUCCCUUCUCCUCGCCUUCUACCGUGAGGGCAAGUGCAAUGAAUUCAAGAUUGUGCUCCAGGAAAUGGGCAAAUAUUCCUGCAAGCACAAUGUCUGCACCUACAGCAUUAGGAUGGCUGAGUACUGCGAUUGCAGAGAUGUGGAGAAGGCACGAGGACUGUGGGAUGAGAUGAUUCAGGAAGGGAUCCAGCCUGAUGUAACUGCAUACAACACGAUCAUUGGUGGCAAUUGCCGUGCUGGGGAGGUAGGAAUGGCAGAGGAGAUGUUUAAAAAUAUGGAGAUGGGUGGAAUCGAUCCAAGUGCCACGACAUUCGAAUGGUUGGUUAGGGGGCAUUGUAUGGCAGGGGAUGUUGAGGCGGCGAUGCUUGUCCAUGUAGACAUGAGGAGGAGGGGGUUUGGGUUGGCAUCAGAGGUUGUUGAGGAAUUGCUGGAUGCAUUAUGUCAAAAUGGUAGGGUUCAGGAUGGCUUGGGUGUUUUGCGGGAGGAAAUGAGGAGGGAAGAGUUUGUGCCGACUUGGAGGAGUUAUGAGGUGUUGAUAAAGGGGUUCUGUGAUGAAGGGGAGGUAGAGGUGGCGAUGAGACUCCAGGCAGAGAUGGCUGGAAAAGGAUUCAAUGCUGGUAGUGAGGUGUACCAUGCAUUUAUUCGUGCCUAUGAGAAGUCUCAAGACUAUGAGAUGGUGGAGAAGUUGAGGAAAGAAAUGUUGGUGAUGUGCACUUAGGAUUGUGAUAGUUCGCUUGGAUAUUACAAAGUGAUGUAUGGAUUUCAACAUCAACUUAUUGCAGUAGAGAACUCAGACAGCACAAUGGAAGGUUGGGACAAGCAGCAUUUAUUUUCUGGGUAAAUCCUUCUGCGAAAACUUGGUCAGAGGGCUUGUCGUGGCAUUGAAGACGAGGCAGGUGAGAGCAUUCGACAUGCUCCACUUUCAAGUAAACCUGUGGUCUUCAUGGAAAUACCAAUUCAACUCCUUGUAGGCGGUCAUGAUGUAAUCACUCAAUCUGUCCCACGUCCUGCAGCAGUCGGGGAGGUGAAGAUGCUUACACUGAUAGCACCGUGGCUGUGUCCUGCCUAGAGUUGUUGUUUGGAGUCCUGCUGCUGCGCUUGGUGAAGGUGCUCUAUCAGACUGACACCUACAAGGCGAUCCCUUACCAUGGAGCAACGUCCCAAUCUUGUCAUAAGCACCUGCACCGCCUUCUACCUAGGUCCGCUACUCUCUGCACCCCUUCAGGGCCAUGCCGCUGCUUGGACCAUGUGGGCAUCUCUGGUAGUGUCAUCAAAUGGAUUCGCAGCACUGCAGUCUUUGAGCCUUUUGAUGAUCGUGUGUUGUGUGCACUUCAAUCAUGUCUUUGUUGACGGAGUAAAUCACACUGUUAGCAUGCUCUAUAUCCACCUUAGCUGUUGGCACAAACGAGGAUCUUGUAUGCCAUCCUCGAUCCUAUCUUGAUCCAAGUUGACCAAUGCAGUAGACCAGUAGUUGUCAGCAAGCCUGCCUGCUUCGACUUCUAUGCCCACUUUGCAGUUGGAUGGUCGCUAAAACAUAUACAACAUUGAAAUCAGGCUGUAUACCUUCCAUGCACGCUGAGAGCUGCAGCGGAAUAUAGCCCUUGAAGGCGCUGAACAGGAUUCUUGAGGAAGCUUGUGGCCCACUCAAUUAUGCUGUAUUGCUACACCUUACUGAUUGACCUUACUGUGAGUUUCGACUGCUGGGCCGUGUUCCUAUUAGAGAUGAGGAGGAGAGGCAAGAGAAAUGUAGCUGCGGUGGGGCCCACAUCCUUCAAAAGGGGUACGAUGGUGUUUUCGCAUCCUUCAAAAGGGGUACGAUGGUGUUUUCGCAUGCCAUUUAACGGCGGAUGGAUGGAAAAAUAAACGGAGUGUUAAAUUAAAGAUGAAAGUUGAAAUUGUGGCUAUAUAGGGAACUGGGAACGGUGACUUUAGUGGUGUCAAAUAGAGGAUUUUCUCUUUAAGAAAAACUGUUGAGCCGUGGUUCUUGAUGCGCGUUGAGGAUCUGUAUGGAAAGAAUUCAGGCCAGAGGGCCUUUGUUUC